This is a messenger RNA of Neurospora crassa OR74A, 667 nucleotides long. RefSeq lists its product as hypothetical. Lineage: Eukaryota; Fungi; Ascomycota; Sordariomycetes; Sordariales; Sordariaceae. Bases 230 to 667 code for a protein of 145 amino acids. The record is from RefSeq and is a predicted model, not a curated record. The transcript has 4 exons.
CGAGAUAUCGCCCCAUAAGAGCAACCUUUUCAUUCCCAUACACCGAAGACGAACUACCUAUAGCCACCAACACUGCUCAUGCAUGCCACUUCUCCUCGACAGACUCUGUGCCCUGUCAUACCACCUAUAUCUCCAAGGUACCUCCCUCAUAGCCUGACCUUGGACAAGACGAGGCGUGUCACACGAACCACCGUCGAAACCUAUAAUUCUCACAAGUUCUCAACCGCCGAUGCGAACUACCUGCUUGGGAAGGGAACAACCCCCCGCGCUUAUUACUAGGAAGCCUGAAGCGAGUUGGCGUACCUUGCACCGUGGCGAAAAAGAAGACAACGCAAGAUAUGUCUGGAUGUGGGUAUCCUACCGAGUCGCUCUAUUCGUAAUUGGAAAGCAGUGUUACUGGAAUUUAAAGUGGUACUUGUCCAUUCUGGAAAGCAACUCCCUCCCAAGUAGGGUAUUCUUGAGUCCAUCGCGUUCAUUUCCCAUCCUACAGCUGAAAAUCAACCUUGGUUCCUUUCUCUUUUCUUCCCCUCCUAUAUCCGAAACUCCCACAGGCAUAGACAGAUCCACAUUACCUAGCAAUCAGACAAAACACCCUCGUUGUCAAUCGGGAAAGGGCACCACAGACAAUUGUACCUUUGGGGGGCCAGCCCCACAACCUUUGAAGUAA